This is a messenger RNA of Durusdinium trenchii, 2142 nucleotides long. The record is from the annotation of a GenBank genome assembly. Lineage: Eukaryota; Dinophyceae; Suessiales; Symbiodiniaceae.
AUGGCAGCUGCUGCGGCGACCAUUGGGGCGCGGCGUGGUAGGCAGCGUGGCCAAGCGAUCGUGGUGGAACAGGAACUGCAAAGGAAAGCGGCAGAGAACCAGAUGAAGAAGCAGCAGAAGGAAAUGGCUCAGUCAAUCUUGGACAAGUACGACAAGGACAAAAAUGGAGUCUUGAGCUCAGAGGAGCUUCGGGCCAUGCUGGAAGACUAUUCCAUGCAUCGCUUCAAAGAAGAGGUCCACCCCUCCUCCGAGGACUUGAGCUUUCUUUUUGGUUUGUUCCACAAGAAGGGCGGCAAAGCCGACUGCAUUGAACGUGGUGAGCUCAUGAGCCUUCUCAGAGCUUGGGGAGACUUCAUGAAGAUGAAAGAGCUCGUUCACAAGCUGACGGAUACCUUUGACAAGGACGACAACAAAGCCAUUGACUUGGAAGAACUCCAGGACAUUUUGGAGUCCACCCACAAGGGCCCGGUGAAGAAGGAGGUCACCGACUGGGUCAUGCGCGAGGCGGACGUGAGCCGCAACGGCACCUUGAACCAUUUGGAGCUCGCGCGGGCGUUGUUGGCUUUUGAACUCCUUUGCAAGGGGGAACCCCACAUGCGCAAGGACUUGUCCGAAGGAUGGCGAAAGUGGGGAGAGGCCGUGGGGCACUGCCGGGCACAGCUUCCAGGUACAGCUUCCAGGCUACGGAAAGUCAUGGGCAUCAAACAACUGGGCAAAUUUCUCAAAAGCAGCUGCCCCAGCGCCAUGAACUCUCACUCGCCGGCAGCAGAGUACAAGGAUCAGACUGUGGCCAUCGAUGUCAGCUGUUGCUUGUACCAAUGCAUUACUGCCAUGGGGGACACUCCACGCGGCGUUCAGCCGGGGAGUGAGCUGGACACCAGCCAUAUUGCCGGGCUGCUCCGGCGAAGCAUCAGGCUGUUGGAGUUGGGCAUCAAGCCAAUCUUUAUUUUUGAUGGCGAAGCCCCUAUGAUGAAGAGCCAUGUGCUCCAGCAGCGGGAGAAGAAUCGCGCCAAGUCCAGAGAGCUUCUGGAAGAGGCCCAGGCGAUGGGCGAUCAAGAAGCCAUGAAACGCUAUGGCGCCAGGAUUUGGUGCAUCGUUGGUUCCACGCUCUCCUUGCUGCUGUUGGGACUUGCCUUGCAGUGGGAGUUCCUGGGGCCCCUACUGCUCUCCAGCUUUUCGGAGCGGAGCGAACAACCCGCGCUGACAGAGGUGAUCUCGCGGCUGGACGCCCUUGAACGGAACGUCUUGGAACUGCAAGAAGGGCUAACGAUUCUGCGAGAAAAACUCAUUUUGGACAAGUCGGUCAAGAAGAAACCCCCUGGAUGGUUCAAGCGUCGUCCUGGCCCAAAUCGCACUGGUGAUCGCAUGGGCAAGCGUAAAACCAUGUCUCCGGAAUGCGCUCAGUUCUACACGUCCCUUCUUCCAGUGACGGAUGGCAGAAAUACUACUUGCCGGCGCUUUCACUUCGUGCAUGUGGGCAAGAAUGGCGGCACCGCGCUCGAAAGCUGGCUGACUGAAAACCACUUGGAAUGUCUCAUUGCCCCGAUCUCCUUCGGACACGUAGAUAUGGAAGUGGCGUUUCCCAAACGCAUGCGCGGGACCUGCUACUUGACCUUCGUGCGAGAUCCAGUGGAGCGCUACGUGUCGGGUUUCCUGAGCCGCUGGCGGGAAGGCUGUCCUGCACAUUGCACGCCUUGGACCCGGGCAGAGGAGCGGGUCUUCCAGAUGUUUCAGACACCGAACGACUUGGCAGAAGCAUUCUCGAGUGAUGAUCCACUACUUCAGAAGGAGGCCAAUAUGGCGCACGCGACCAUCUUCCAUCUCUAUCGCGGAUUUGCCAGCUACUUUCCCUAUGGUAAGACGAUGAUGCCCUACGUGAUUUAUGCGGGGCUCACUUGCCAUAUGGACACAGAUGCCGUGCAGCUUCUGAGAGCCAUGGGUCUUCCCAAAGAGAUGACGGAGAAGCUCACGCCAGUGUCAAGGGUGCACGAGAAUCCAGAAGAGCACAAACAUUUGCACGAACUUUCCCCGGUUGCCAUGGCAAACGUCAGAAAGAAGGUGCACGCGGACUAUGAGAUCAUGAGGCUGUUCGCUCAGGAAGGCCUUCUUCCUUCAGAGAAUGUCUCAGCCCUCUGCAAGUGA